This is a messenger RNA of Perkinsus marinus ATCC 50983, 204 nucleotides long. RefSeq lists its product as hypothetical. The record is from RefSeq and is a predicted model, not a curated record. Bases 1 to 204 code for a protein of 67 amino acids. The transcript has 2 exons. NCBI's taxonomy places the organism in Eukaryota, Perkinsozoa, Perkinsida, Perkinsidae.
AUGGCUCCAAGGAAGAAGAAUUCGCCUUUCAAGACUUUGGCAGAAAUCGAUGGGGAGACUACACCUACUGAGGGUGCCUGUGGUGCUGCUACCACUACUAACUUCUUCGACGCUCGCAAGGAAGCUCGCACGGAGAUGAAGGUUAGCGGGCAUCCGGUAUGGAAGGUGACCAGGAAAGCCUUCGGAACUAUAUGCAUCUCUUAA